AUGUCGAGCAUAGGCGAGGUACCAAAUAAUGCUCGCUACGACCCCAGGUUGCGCUCUCCAGCGGUGCAUUGGCAGUACCAUGCUUCAAUCGGAUCACUGAAAGUGCCGUUGGACGGCAUAGAAGAAAUCGAUUUUUCAAUAACAUUAAGUGAAUUAGGAAUAACCGAUAUUCACGAAUAUUAUAAUUCGAUGAACACAAUGGAUACAGGAAAUGCCACCUUUUUAACAACACAAGCAUAUGCAUUUUUAAAUAAUGAUCUCUAUCCUGCCGAUCUUGAUGAUCUUGCUGAUGUCGAUCGUAAAAUUGCUGAUCUUGGUAAUGCUGAUCAUAAUGCUCGUCGUGGUCGUCGUAAUGCUACUACUCCUGCUGAGUUCAUUGGUAUGCGUGAUCAUUUUGGUAUUCAUACUAUUCCUGAUCUUGAUCGUGCUGCUGUUUCUUAUGACCGUGAUGGCAAUUUCAGCUCUCAAACAUGCUAG
Messenger RNA from Didymodactylos carnosus, 477 nucleotides. Lineage: Eukaryota; Metazoa; Rotifera; Eurotatoria; Philodinida; Philodinidae. The record is from the annotation of a GenBank genome assembly.